AUGUUUCCAGCGUUCACGUUGUCGCUACCGCUUGACGAGCUGUCGCUGGUCAAGCUCGCCAUCUCCAAUGCUCUAGCUCGGGGUUACUCCCUUUGCCACCAGGUGCCCUCCCUCGCACUUGCACUUGCGCGUCUGGUCCUCGUGAAAGAGGGAAAGAAACUCCUGUCAGCGCAAGGGGAAAAGACGUUGUCGCCAUCUGGUAACUCGUCUUUAUUACCCCCAGUGGUGGUCAAGAGUGUCCGCCAUUGGCUCUCAGUCUCUGCCACUGGAACUGGUCUCGAUCCCCAGUCGGGCGGUUGUCUUGUCCGCGUCGUCUGCGAGCAAGUGGAAGCUGUCCGAUGGAUGGACACAGCCAACAUCGACCCGUUCCUUCUUGACUUUGUCGAUGUGUCUGCCCCGCCACCCCUCCUCUGGCCGUCUGUUUCGCCUCUCUGGUCUCGUACAGCUGCUCCUUCUGUCCCGUCGCCACCGUCUUCCCCCCAUCCGACCAAGGUCGGCACUCCCAUGGCACAACUACGGCGUCUACGUCUCCCCUCCCUCCGUACCAAACUCCCCAUCACCUCACUCCGUACGACCGACUUUGCUCUCCCACCGCCAGACGAGUCUGAAUAUCUCUUCUUUGCCCUUGGCCUUCCUCUUCCCGUGAUCGACCAUGCGGAGUCUUUAUUCUGGGCUUGCGGUACCCCUCUCCCAGUCACCACCGCCGACGAGUCCGAGUCACUCGAAGUCACCAUUCUAAGCUGCCACCCAACUCUCGAGAACGACGCCGUCCUCGCCCUAGUUCUCGCAUCUCGUCGUGAAUUGGCCGACCCUUGGUCUGUCGGCGGCAAUUGCCAGCCUCUCUCCUUCGGCAGGAAGAAUGAACGCAAGUCUUCCCUUUGGGCCGACUCUACCAACGUUUUGCCCUCUGUGCGCCUGCCAAGCGCUUUUGACACCUGGACGGUAACUGGUCGCCCUCCCCACAUUCUCCGCCGCGAGGAACGUCAAGAUGAAUGUGCCAUCGCCUCUGAGGCACGUUUCGACGCCUGGGCUUUCAACGAGCCGAGGUUCACUCGUAAUGGUGACGGUCGUCGUUGGGCCCUUCCUCCUGCUUCUCCUCUUGGCGAGUGGAACGAGACCGUCGCUUCCGUUCUCCAGAACCUCCGCCUACCCCAAGCCAGCCGCCCUCUCUCCCUCCGUCGCAUUACGGUUGCUCUUCGAGGGCCCUCGCGCACCUCCCUCGAUGCUGCUCGCUCCCUUGGUCUUGGCUCUGCUCAUGUCAGGCUCCUCGACGACGAGAGCCUUCCCCUUGCAGGAGACAUGGAGACCACUCGUACUGCCACUUCUCAGUUCCUUUCGUUUGAAGACGCCUUUCAGCCUGAGGACUCGCUCCAGUACGUCAACAACAUCAUUGCGUCCCCUUCCACGACCGCCCCUCCCUCCUUCAACGAGAUCAUGGAGUACCAGGCCAAGACCAAGCGUGCAUCUAACCUCCUCGGUUUGUGUGUUUCGCCACUUGAGGCCGUGCCGCGAGCGCCCUGCACCACCUUAACGUCCGUCCACACCCCUCCGCCCACACCCAAGGCCAUUGUAACCGACUUUUCAGUAUCAGUCGAGCCUGAUCUGGAGUCCAGUGGGCAGACGGAUCCUGCCGUUGCCCACUCUCGCCGCCAGCGCCUGUCCGCCCGUCUUCAAGCGCUUAUGUCUAGCCCCAGUAUUAUCUGGGAGGCGCCUCGUUCUCUUCUCCUCUCGCGCCAGAGGGCUUCGUUCGUUGCCCCCUCUCCUGGAGUCCGUUGCGAGGUCCACAGCGCCUACACCACCCCAGUCGCUGUUGAGGCUCGGCCAGUCAUACGCACGGCCCACAUCAAGCGCUACCAGUUCGGUCCCAGUAAAACAACCCCGUCUCGCGCUCCCGUCGCGGCAGAACAGGAUGUCAACUGGCCCGCAACCCCCACCAAGCCCCACCAAGCGCAGAACGUCACUCAUCCAUCCCCUACCAAUAAUCACCGUGACGAGUGGCUGCCUCCUAGUCCCCUCCGCCGUGUUGAUCGCGUCCUCCGCCACCCUCUCGGUCGUACAGCCUCCCGCCAACUUCGCGACGCUCUCAAGCUACUGGCAGCAGCACCCAUUGCUGAGGUGUCCACCCCCACUCCCAAAGUCCAGAGCGAGACUCCCACUCGUAACACCACCCUCCCUCCGACCCCGCCUCCGACUCCUCCCUCCACUAAGGUCCAGAUCAAGGACGAGACGGCGGCAGCAUUCACUGCCCCCGUAUCAGAGGCAGGGCACCUUGUGCCAUCCACGAGCCCUCUCCGCCAUCUUAAGGGCUUCCGCAAGAACUCCCCACACACGGACUGA
This is a messenger RNA of Apiotrichum porosum, 2337 nucleotides long. RefSeq lists its product as uncharacterized. The transcript is spliced from 4 exons. The coding region runs from base 1 to 2337 and encodes 778 amino acids. NCBI's taxonomy places the organism in Eukaryota, Fungi, Basidiomycota, Tremellomycetes, Trichosporonales, Trichosporonaceae. The record is from RefSeq and is a predicted model, not a curated record.